GAAUUACAUACAAGUGACUUCUUUAAAUGCAUUGCAUAUAAGAGAAGGAUUUAGUUGUUAUUCAGUAACGAAAUGAAUAUGUUCAUUCGUUCGAUAAUAUUAUUGACGUUAUUAUUGAUAAUUAACAAUGGUAAAAACAAAUUGGUUUAUGCAAAUUCCGGAUUGAUUAUCAAUUUUUUACAAUCGAACAUCGCUGGAUUACCUAAUACGCAUCAAGAAACCGAAUGGAAUUUUGAUCCCGAUGUUGGAAAACAAAGAAGAAUCGAUUACGAGGCAGUAAAUGGUUUUCGUGGUGAAAAAGCCAUAGCCAAAUUGGGCACGGGAAUUGGAUAUUCUGGAUCAUGGGGUACACCUAGUAAAAAACAAUUGAACAGGCAAUAAAAACGUUAAUUGUUUUAAACAAAAUAAAAAUAAAGAAUCCGUUAAAUGUGAAGAACGUUUUAAUUAAUUAAACACAACGAAAUAUUCUUAUAUUGUUAAUACAUCGAUAAUAUUGUUUUCCGAUUGUGAGAUGAUGAUUAUCUGUUAUAAUAACAACAACAAAAUUGUUUGAUCAAAAUAAUUGGUAAUUUGAUUAACCACCUCGUGAUGUUUUUUAUGAUAUAAAAUGAAAACAUUUUAACGAUUGAUCACAACGUCAUUCGUUGUUUCGUUGUAUUCAUUCGU
Polistes canadensis is the source of this 666-nucleotide messenger RNA. RefSeq lists its product as uncharacterized. NCBI's taxonomy places the organism in Eukaryota, Metazoa, Arthropoda, Insecta, Hymenoptera, Vespidae. Bases 73 to 381 code for a protein of 102 amino acids. The transcript has 4 exons. The record is from RefSeq and is a predicted model, not a curated record.